AUGGCAUCCUUCUAUUUUACCCUUGCCGUCGUUAUCGUUGCAACUCUGCUUCAUGCCUCUCAUGGAUAUGUCGACUUUGGCGCCACGACUCUUCCCUUCAAUGGACCAAUCUUGGUCCCUACCCCACGACCGAACCAACUUCCUAUCGACCAUGACUUCCGAUUCGAGAUCCUUCCGUCUAUGAUCACAGCCGUCGCUCCCUCCAUCACCAUCGCACCGAACGGCACACGCGAGAUCGUCUACAGCCUCUAUUACCAUCAAUACUUUUCCAAAACGCGACAAGGUCGAGGUCUCUUUAGGAGAGGUGUCUUUGCAAACGAUCCUCCAAUCUCCACCUGCACACCAUGUGGAGGAGCCGUGUCAAGUUCUGGUCCCUCGGGAACCACCAGUUCAAGCAUAUCCUGCACGACCCAUGCGUAUUUGGGAGUCUUUCGAUCCCCCGACCCACAAGCACCGAGUUCAGUCUGCUUGAACAGCAACUACACCGGCGUCUUUGAACCUGGUACCACCUCCACAACCGGUUUACCUUGCUGCUUCACCAUUCCAGCUUCAUGUUUAGCAAACGGGACGAGUUCAACGUCCUUCACGGCCACUUCGGGGGUCUUCAGACCCACCUCCACCUUCACUUCCAGCCUCUAUGCCAACGCGACGACGCCCGCCUCGACGUCGUCUAGAUUCAGUCUGGCCUUCGAAUCUAGCACAUUUGUGUCACUGUCUUCAUCUUCUUACUCGGGCGGCCCUAUCCUCAAUAGCGGAUCUCGGUCGACCACGGCGCGGACGACUGUCACCGUCAUCAGCGGCACGACUGUUGUGGUCAGUACAUCCGCCGUAUCCUCCAUGUCUCUUACGCCAACGACACCAGAUUCGCGAAGCUCUUCACCAUCCACAUCAAAUAUGCCAUACGUGUCAAGUUCGGGUUCGUUGUCAACGUCCAGCCCGACGAGCUCGAGCGUCCCCCCGAUCUCUAGUUUACUGUCCACGUCCCUAUCCACAAUUUCCACUUCGUCGGUAUACUCGAUCAUUGUCAUUUCAAGCACGACAAUCACAUUGUCCAAUGAAGGCGCCGCCACGAGUUCAAGCGGAACGACAACGUCACAGUCCACCCUGACCAUCAUCACCGCGACUCCAGCACCAAUUAUCACGACGACAUUGUCAAGCUCGGCGUCGUACAUCACAACAGUUGUUUCAAACACCAUUGACGGUUGUGGAACGGCUUCGGGGAGUGGUAUCGUUGCCGGCACAGGAACCAUAUUCACCGAGGGCAUAUCCAUCGUCACAUCGGGCACUGCGUCUGGCUCCGCAUCGAGUGUAGUUGGAUGUGGCUACAUUAUUGCCACCACGGGCACCUUUCUAGGCAGCGCCGUCAUUACUGGAUGUGGAUACGGCUCUGGUACCGGCACUCUCACAGGCACCGGCACCAUCUGGCCUGCACAAGGAAUGGGCAUGAUGUCCAUCGUUUCCUCCGGAACCAUCAGUGGAAGUGGAAGCUUCAGGGGCUGUGGAACACUGACUGGAUCAGGCGUCUUCACCGCAACCGAAGGCUACACCACCACCAUUCUAGCCCCCGUAAUCACGAGUUCAGUGGCCUCCUCUACCCGGCCGACCAAGACAGUGAGCGUAUUUGUGUCAUACUGCGCAGGUGACUCCAACAACCAACCCGGAGGAGGGGGUGACAUCAUCAUCAACAUCUUUGGCAACAACAACACGCUCGUGUCUUCUCCUGGCCGAGUCUCCUCAGACGGCAGCGAUAUAGUGAACAUUUCCAUUUUUGGUUCUUCCUCCGACAACGCCCUGUGUAACGUGUGUCCGAACAGCGCGGGCAUUUGCUGUCCACCGGGCGUGACGUGCGACGACGACGACGGCAAGUGUCCUCUGUACGCGGUUGAGAGGGCCGGCAAUACCAUCAAUGGGUACCUCAUCCCGCAGGUCAUGAACAGCAGUGCGCCCGUCGAUGGCCAGAGGAGGCACAUGGCCCGAGUGAGGGUUAAGAGUCGCGAAGAGAAGGAGCGGGAAACGGAAAUGGACAGCAAAGGGGCUAGGGAGAGGGCUAAGAAGAUGGGACAGCAGCAGCGACGUCGUCAUAAACAUGGGAACGAGCAUGGACAUGGACAUGGACACGGACACGGGCAUGUCGAGGACUGGGAGAAGAAGAUGAAGAGGAAACAGUUUUGA
Molecule: messenger RNA, 2172 nt
Organism: Exophiala spinifera
Lineage: Eukaryota; Fungi; Ascomycota; Eurotiomycetes; Chaetothyriales; Herpotrichiellaceae
Exons: 6
Coding region: 1-2172 (723 amino acids)
Source: RefSeq, a predicted model, not a curated record